Molecule: messenger RNA, 7740 nt
Organism: Passer domesticus (house sparrow)
Lineage: Eukaryota; Metazoa; Chordata; Aves; Passeriformes; Passeridae
Gene: WDR64
Product: WD repeat domain 64
Exons: 31
Coding region: 311-3781 (1156 amino acids)
Molecular function (GO): protein binding
Source: RefSeq, a predicted model, not a curated record
CCGGUAGAAGCGGACGAGGAGGGACCCAGCAGGACAGGGAGGGACAGGCGGUGCCCACGGCCCCAGCACCCACCGAAGAGGCUGCUGCUGAAGCCGUCCCAGACGCAGCCGGCGGCGUCCCACACCCAGCGGCUCCUCAGGCAGGACAUAAAGUGUCUCCACAGAGCUAAGACUCCACACUCAGGAAUCCAAGAAAGCCUUAUCCAGUAAACCUGGCAUCAACCUUGGGUGAAGUAAUAGCAAAGUGGAUCUGGAGAUCAGUAGCUAAAGAACAAUACAAAGAAAUUGAUCAGUGUGACCUACAGAAAAGAUGUCUGGAAAGAAGGGUCAUCAUAAGGAGGGUUGCUUUGCUCUUGAAUUGGUUGAUUUCAAGACUGCUUUGGAGCAGUUCCAGAAUCUAGUUGAAAAAAUGAUCAUCCAGAAGACCAAGGAGAGUUCAGGCUUGUAUACUAAAGAUGAUGAUGAGAUUGAUUAUGAAAAGUUCUAUACAACCACACGAACACUUUUUGGUUCAGCAGUCAAGGAUCAGAAUAUUCAGGCCUUUUUCAGGAAGAUUAUGAGCAACCUUGAUGAAAAGCCAGAGUGGCUUGAGCAAAAAUCUGGCCCUUACUUUGAAUAUGAAGUCUUAAAGAUUUUUGGCUGUUUUAGAGGAGAAAGUGUUGUCGUGCCUUCCCCGUCGAAAGAAAAUAUGGUUUUUCUUGUAUCUGAAAAACAACAGAUUACUCAUUCAGUUGUCAAGAGAAAAGAUGUGAUCAAGGGUAUAGUGAAAGUGCCCCUUCUGCAUCUCACAGUAACAGCCUCUCAGAAAGGACUGCUAACUGUGUUUAACAAACAGAUGAAGGUUUUGACAACCAUCAGUGUUGAAGAUACUGCUUGGAUCACUGGAUGUGAUUUCCUGCCUAAUCUGAAAUAUGUCGUGGCUGUAACUGAAAGCACAAUCAUUCUCUGGGACUAUAAAUCAAAAGAGAGUGAGGGUAAUGGCUUUGUCAUCAAACCAAUGAAAAACUGCCUGCUCUGCGUUUCUACAGUGACUAUGGCAGAUAACCUGGCUAAGGAUACCAUCUUAAUGGGAGAUGAUAAGGGUUAUGUUUAUCUGCUUACUAUCACCACUGAUGACUUCAUAAUGAAACAAUCUAAAGCUGAAAAAGAAUCACAGUUUAAAGUCUUGGACUCUGAAUCUUUUGACACUCCUAAACGCAAGCUGCAUGAUGACUGGGUUGGGAAGAUUAAGUAUUUUCCUGCCCUAAAACGUUUUGGAUCCUGCUCCACAGACAGUAUUAAUUCAUUUGUUUUGGAUGACAUAAAGCGACUGGAGGACCACCUACCUGUAAAGGAAUUUUCUGUCCCAAAAGGAGUAAAUGCCUUCACAUACUGUGGAAAGGCAAAAGUCAUUGUCACUGGAGGUAAUGACAGAAUCCUUCGUUUGUGGAAUCCUGUUGUUAAUUUUAGUCCUACAGGGAAGCUAUUAGGACACAAACAUAGUAUUGUGGAAAUUGUGACAAAUGAGAAAGAUCAACAUGUUAUCAGCCUUUCCUGUGCAAAGGUUUUUCGAGUGUGGGAUAUACAGACUCUUUCACCACUGCAGGUCUUCUAUGAAGAUCAUGGGACUCCAGAAGAGAUGAAUGCCUUUCCCAUGGUAUUUGACAAUGACCAUGGCCUGCUUUUCACAGGUUCAGAUGUCAUUGAUAUUUAUCCCCUAGCUAAUGUGACACAAGAUACAAAAGAGUUGCCUCAGACACAUGAGAAGAGCCUCAACGUUCUGCUUUACAACAGGGCUUUUCACCAGAUUCUCAGCAUUUGCACUGAGUCAAUACUAAAGGUCUGGGACCUAGAAACAGGAUCUCAAAUAUAUCAAAUAGAAGAUGCUCAUGGGCUGAAUACUGAGGUGACCUGUGCAGCCAUUGAAAGAAAUGGCAUUUAUCUUGCUACUGGGGCAUGUGAUGGAACAGUGAAAAUCUGGGAGUUUGAAAGCGGGCAAGAAGUUAAAGCCUUGCAUUUAGCGGAACACAGUGAGGAUGAGCGUCGUGUGCUGAAGAUAGUAUAUUUGAAGGCUGAUGAGGGUCAACAUGCACUUAUUGUUUUGGAGCAGAGAGGGAAGAUAAAAAUCAUUCAGGGUGACUCAGCGCAAACAGAUCUAUAUGUCACAUGGGUGCUUCCUGAGAUAGUGCCAUUUCCACAAAGGAAUCCAGUUGUGUAUCUGUCACUGAAGCCUUCCUCCUUAAAAACACAAGAUUUUUUUCCUGAGAUUCGGCUUCUAUGCAACACCAGUUCCAUGAAAAAUGAUACAGAGACUUUUUUAUCUUCUAUGGAUAUUAGGUGUUUUGAUGUUUUACAAGUAGAAGGAGGCAAAUCGAUAGCUACAGGAAGUGCCAAUGGUGAAAUAAACUUGUGGGAUUUUGAAUCUGGCUCGGUGAAAUGCCUGCGUAAAACUACUGAAGACAACCACGGCUCUGGAGUCAAUGCCAUAUUAUUCCUUGUACAUAGUGUUUCCUCUUCCAGGAAAAGAAGUUCCCUGUCCUCUGCUCCUUCUGUGACGAGUGAUGCCAGUGCUGCUGCAGAGCACAAGGGAAGUUCUUCAGACCAACAUGAGAAAAUCGCGGAAAGUGAUGAAAUUAAUACUGGAAUAAAAACAGCAGAAGAAACAACGGACUGUAAGGACACCCAAAAUCUGGAGAUGAAUGAACAGUUGUUGAAGGCUAGAGCAGGACUAUCACCUCUACUGGCUUCUGCUCAUGAAAGUAGCUGUGUCCGCCUGUGGAGUAUUCAGGGAAACUUGAUGAAAGAACUUCUGCCAUUUUCAGGACAUCCCUCAGGUCCUCUGACAGCACUGUGUACAGACAUCUUCACUAAAAUUCUUUUGACAGGCAGUAAGGAGGGACAUGUUUUUCGCUGGAACAUGGCCUCAUUCUUAGAAGAUUCACGAAAUAGAAAAAAUGCAAUAAAGGAGGAGCUCUGCUGGAGGGCACAUGCUGCUGAAGUGGUUGACUUACUUAUUGAAGAGCAGAAAAAUGUGAUAGUGACAGCAUCCAUUGAUGGUUCGGUUAGGCUUUGGCAUGCCAGGACUGGAUAUUAUUUUGGUUACUUUGGACAAGCCAGGCAGUUUGAAUUAACAGAUACCAGUCGGUUGAUUUUGCCUUCUGAUGUUAAUGAUUUUCCUCCUAUAAUUAAAGAGGAGAGCAAACAUACGGAAAAGAAGAAGGUUGUAUAUCCUCUCGUGCUGGACAGAGACAAGUUGGAGUCACUGACUGAAUCACCUUCAGAUUUAGAAAAGGCUGAACAUGGCAAAGCAGUUCACAGCUUCAAGUUUUUCAGAGCUCUGGCUCCUGAAAAGCUUCAACAUAUGGAAACUUUUGAGUUUGCAAGCAAAGAGGCUGGUGCAAUAUUUGGGUUUCUACCUAUAUAUGAGCAUUCCAGGACGAUGUCACAACAUGUCACAGAGCACAGAACACAUUUUCAUCCUUUGGUUAAGCAUACAAAUGGUGCCAAGUGUCUCACCUUAGUGAGAAAAAAGGCCCUGUUUCCCAGGAAGUGGCUAAACAAACAUCUGCCUACUGGUGGUAAGCAGUACUUAAAUUACUUGUUUUGCUUUGCUUGCACAUGCAGCUUUGCUUCACCUAUUAAGCUGUCUUCAUUGUGGCCCAAGAAUGUUCUCACUUCUGCUCUUCCACAUCUCUUCUCUAUCCCACUGGGAGAAGUAAGGAAGCAAGCAAGAAACUGGGCAGGCACUCGGUGUCUGCCAGGGUCAGCCCACCACAUUAGCCAACCUUGUGAUCAGAACUAAAAUCAGACUUGUCUGACAAACCAAGUGGCACCAAAUAAAGUGCCAUCUGCCAUUUACUACUUGUGUUCACUUCCUCUCAUCCAUGAUUUAGCAGUUAGGAUAUGAAAGGUAACAUUCUUGCAAUUCUGAGUCCUGUAUCAUUUUGAAAGCUACAAAAAGUCUCUUUCAGUUACCUAAAAUGGCCUGGUCUUCAAAGACUAUUAAAAAUGCACAGUUCAGGUUCAAAGAGAUCCUUACCCAUUUAUUUUGAUGCUUGUAUGUGGUAUGUUUUAUCAUACGUAAUUAAUAUUUUGUCUUUGGAAUUGUCCCUAAUAAUCGGCCUAAAUUAUUUUACUCUUGUUGCAAGAUGCAGAUAUCCCACUUCUCUUCAGUUUAUUAACUAUUUACUUCCUCAAAACUGACUAUUUACUUAAUAUUUUCUUCUUACCAAACUUUUAGCAGUGCUAGGAUUUCAUAGGUUCUUAAUUUUCAAAUGGUACCCUUUUCAGUCUUGCUUCCUUCUCUGCUCGGUUUUCUUUGUUAAUUGCCUGUGUUCUCUAGGAGUUGACUUGUAGUGGUGGCUAUUCAUGCCAUUAUAUUCUCCACUGUGCAGAAACUAUCCAUAAUGUAACAGUAUUCACAGAAUAAAUUAAGUGUUUAAUGCUACAGUGAGCAAAAUAAUGCACACUCUCAGGAGGGAAUCAUUCCGUAACGAAAACUGUCAAAAAGGCAUAAUGUGUGUGUGCUAUCUUUAUCAGCCUUCCACCCAGUCACUACCUUACUGUUGUGCUAUUUAAAGUGUGACAAAGUUAGAGUGCUAUAAGUGCUAUCAGACCUUUUUUUCCUAAUUCAUUACAUUAAAAAAACCUGGGGUAGAUCAGACUGCAUGUCAUUGCCCAGCAUUACUGUUUACUUCCAAACCCUAGGGCUUUAUAAGCACCACAUGCAAACUGGUCCUUACCCCAAACAUUUUAUACAAUUAUAUUACCCAAAUGUCUUUCUUAAGUGUCAAAAGAAAAGCAGAGACAUUUUAUUUCUUUGAACAGAUAAUCCACUAAAGCAUUGCACAGAAUUUAUUAGAAGAAGAUUUGUUGCUUAUCAUGAGGCUGGAAAGAAAUAAAGCACAGGCAAGUGAUGCUUGCACCCACUCAUCUUACAGCAAUCAUUUCAAUGCUGGGUCUAGUACAAAGGUGUGUGUUAAUUUUUGGGUUGGAUUUUUUGGUAUUAUCUGUGGAUUUCCUCUAUGUUGAUGCAUUCCUUUGCAGGAUGGUUUCUUUCUACCAGCAUCCACAAUUAUAUCGCACUUAGAUGUUCCAGGUGAAUGAGUUUUUCGAUUGUUCCAGAUCGCUACUCUAUUAAGGAAAGGUAUCAUAACAGGACAGCCUCUUCAGCAUGGCAGAAGUUUGUGAUUUUGCUGGCUGCAGUAGUUAGUUUGCCAGAAUUUCAUUACAGCCCUUGCCAGCGCUUUACAAAAUCUGUGACGCUCUUCAGCUGCCCUGACCCACUGGGGCAGUUCAAGCUGAAUGGCAUCAAUGGUGCCAGAACUACGGGAACCAAAAGUCUUUGUUAUGUACCCACCACUAUAAUAGCUUCCGUUAUUUGGGCUAGGAUUGGAUGGAGAAGGCACACAAAAAUAACUCUUAUUUUGUCCUUCAAUAUAUUUACCCAAACUUCUGUUCCCUGCAAACAGAGCCUCAGAAGACACAUUGACCAGCUGACUGGCCAGAUGGCUAAUUGAGGAAUUUGAUGCAGAAAAGACGCCUGAGUUAAGGGAAUUUUUUGAAAGUGUGUAACCUAUUUCUAUCCACCUUUCAGGAUGUGCUUGUCCGUGGAUAUCCAGAAUUAGGCCCCCUGACAUUUGUGAUUUUGCAGUGGUCAAAAAUCCCAUAUAGUCCUCCCAGGCCUGUUCUGCUAGGGGAAUUCCAAAGGAGGCUUCUUCCUUUUCCCUGUUAGCAUCCAUCUUGAACCUCUGUAGGUGGUUUAUGAUGAUAUGUGGGAAGAAGCCAUCAGUAAUUUUGUUGAUCUCUUCAGCAAGAGCCUGAGCCACCUCUAUGGUAUACCUAUCUUGCUUGGUAGACACUUUGCAUUUCAUAGCAUUUUGAAUACUUCCAGGAGGACAGUCAUGAGAGAAAAUACAAGAGGAUGUCUUCGCAUCCCAACAGGCAGCCUCUCGAUCAGGGAUGUCUUUAGGUUCCAUUGACCCACCAUGUGGGACAGAGAGAAUGAGGUUCAUGUUGCCCACUUGAUAUUCUGUGAAAUUAUUAUGACCAAAUAUAACAUCUUUGGUGCCAGUGACUUUCAAAAGCAAAGGUAAAAUGGAAAGGAGGAAUAAAUACAUGUUUUUCAUUUGCUGCUGGAAGACUCAGCAAUAUGGAAUAUAUCAGUACCUACAAAAAAGAAAAACACAGACUCUAGAUUACUUUCAGUUGGGAACACAUGAGACUGUUCAGCUGCUACUGGCAUAAUUAGUUAAUGAUUAACCUAUUUUAGUUUUAUUCCAUGUAGCACAAAGAAGAACACUUAUAUGAGAAACAGAAAUUAACAGGGGACUUAGUAUGGCUAGAUGUAACAGAUGCAAGGGAAAUGGCAGGCUACUGGGCUUCCCCCAUUUCCCUAGAAAGCACAAACAACAUUUGAUCACCCUAUCUGAUUCCAGAGAAUCAUCCCAGCAAAAUAUCUGAUUUUUUUUUUUUUUUGCAUCAAAGCCUCUCUUUUUUCAUCUCUGAAAUGUAAGAAAGUUCUAACAGAAUCUGAUAAAACAUCUCUAUGUCGUUGACCUGUGUGAAAUAUCUUUGUAUUAUCGAUGUGGUUAUAUAAACUAGAGGCUAUGUCAGUCCAGACUAGCACUUGUGUUACCAGGCUUGUGUAAAGUAAUGAGACUGAUAAAAAUUCAUUGCUGCCAAGCUCUCUGUGCUCCAGACUGAGUUACUUUAAGACCUUUAUAGAUAGGUACUGGUAAGUGCAUUAAGUAGUGACCCUGUUCUCUUUAGUUUGCAAGUCUCCAUUCUCUUCAAGUGACCAAAGAUAUUUUAAAGCCCUCACUAAUUAUGCCAUUUUUUGGAAAGCUGGAAUUUAACAAGGUGCUGACAGGCCUUUCUGGUUUGAAGAGAUCUCUAGCAAAAUCAGUGUCUUGAGUGUAACUGUAUCUAGUGGCUGUAACAUGAACCACAGUAAAAUCAGUGCAAUCAGAAUAAAAAUGGAUACUUUUCACUUCCAGGAGUGAAAAAAAAAAAAACCUCCUCAGUAAAGGCCAGAUGAGGAGUAUAUAGCCACAUGCAUUUGCAGAUGAAUCAGGGUACCCUGUUGUCUGGUGCUGUCCUUAUCAUUACAGCACCUGCAGAAAUACAGAGCAUAAGAGGACAGAGAAAGAUGAGAGUAAGAAAGAAGAUCAGCACGAAUCUAUCCCCAACUUCUGGCCUGAGACUAUGUAUGAGAGCAGCCAGUAAUACUGAGAGGGCAGUGAGCACUGUGGAAGCACCUGCCAUCAGCUGCCCACUCUAAGAAAGGGAGAGGGCAACUUCACCCCAAUAACUCAGCAAAAUAUUCUUUUCCUCUAUGAGGGAGUACUGCUGCAUUUUUAGAGACAAUUUCUCCUGCUCACUGCACUGCACACUGAGGAGCCUGUACCUGAAAAAUAAACAUCUAUCUUCUGCUCUUCUUUCUGGGCUGAAAGUCCCAUAAAGUCUGUGAGCUGGAAUCAGAUCUCUGAGAAUCUCAGCUACAGUUUUCCUGUUUAUGACAAAAGAAAUUUUUUGCUCCAUUUUAAGCUUUCAUUUAAAAGGUCAUUUUAGUUGAGCUACUGUCUUAAAACAAGAUUUUAAGCAAGGCCCUGUAUGGUUCAUGUUUCUGCAGACUUCCCUGAAACACAGACACUCACCUGCUACUUCACUGCGUGCUACCAGAAGCACUAAGGAAAAGAAGGCUGUCAAACAUUAUUCAAAAUCCCUUUUCUCAGAAAAAUAAACUACAUAUGCAGAGUG